Molecule: messenger RNA, 2088 nt
Organism: Gracilinanus agilis (Agile Gracile Mouse Opossum)
Lineage: Eukaryota; Metazoa; Chordata; Mammalia; Didelphimorphia; Didelphidae
Gene: TBC1D14
Product: TBC1 domain family member 14
Exons: 13
Coding region: 10-2088 (692 amino acids)
Source: RefSeq, a predicted model, not a curated record
UGGACCAAGAUGACUGAUGGGAAUCUUUCCACUUCAGCAAAUGGCUUAAGCUCCAUGAAAGUUCUGGAUGAGAGAUCAGGCUUUCAUAUUCAGAAUCAUCAACAUUUGAAUUUAAAGACCCCUAGAUCCCUUUCAUUACCUGACUAUAAACCCAAGUUGAAACUCAGUGAUUUAGAUGAUAAACAUAGCCUUAAAUCAGUGGAUUCAGGUAUUCCAACCCUGGAAAUAGGGGACCCAGAACCUGUCCAUUGCAGCGUGUUAAAUGUUAAAAGAAAACCAUCUGAGCCAGAAAUUGUCCCUGAUCGAACUUUUCAGAGUGCAGGCACACUCCCAUCAUAUGUGCCUCCCCUUUCCACAAACACUGAACAGGAGCAUCGUGUACGGAAAUCUUCUACUUUUCCAAGAACUGGGUAUGACACAGUGAAGCUCUACAGUCCCACCUCUAAAGUUCUGACUCGAAGUGAUGAUAUCUCUGUAUGCAGUGUCUCAAGUCUCAGUACUGAACUGUCCACAACCUUAUCGGUUAGUAAUGAAGAUAUCUUAGAUUUGGUUGUCACGAGCAAUUCAAGUGCAAUUGUGACUCUUGAGAAUGAUGAAGCUCAUUUUUCGGAUAUCACGUUGAACUCCUCAAAAGAAAUAAAUGAUCAAAAUCUGCAUGCCUGUGGUGAAGAAACAGAAGGGGAUAGUAAAUUGAAAAUUUGGGGACCAUUUACUACCUUCUUUACAAGGAAUUUGUUUGCUAGAAAGCAAAAUGCAAGACUUGACACACACAGUGACUUGGGUUGGAAGCUGUUUGGGAAAGUACCACUUCAAGACAAUUGUCAGAAAGACUCCAAGAAAACACCAAAGGAAUAUGAAGAAGAAGCUGGACGACCUCACAAACCGCUUUCUCCUAAACAGAAUGUGAGGAAAAAUCUUGAUUUUGAACCACUUUCCACCACUGCUCUUAUCUUAGAAGACAGACCAGCAAAUCUCCCUGCAAAACCAGCAGAAGAAGCUCAGAAACACAGACAGCAAUACGAAGAAAUGGUGGUUCAGGCCAAAAAAAGAGAGCUUAAAGAAGCGCAGAGGAGGAAAAAACAACAGGAAGAGAGGUGUCGAUUGGAAGAAAGCAUCGGAAAUGCUGUCUUGAUUUGGAACAAUGAAAUUUUACCUAACUGGGAAACAAUGUGCUGUUCUCGAAAAGUUCGAGAAUUAUGGUGGCAGGGUAUUCCUCCAAGCGUGAGAGGUAAAGUCUGGAGCUUGGCAAUAGGGAAUGAGUUGAAUAUUACCCAUGAACUCUAUGACAUUUGCCUAGCUCGAGCCAAGGAAAAGUGGCGGUCUCUCAGUACUGGAGCUUCUGAAGCAGAGAAUGAAGAUGCAAGUUUUUCUGCGGCUGACAGAGAAGCCAGUCUGGAACUAAUCAAACUGGAUAUUUCUAGAACAUUUCCUAAUCUCUGUAUUUUCCAACAAGGUGGUCCAUAUCAUGACAUGUUGCACAGUAUUUUGGGCGCUUAUACUUGUUACAGACCGGAUGUUGGUUAUGUUCAGGGCAUGUCAUUUAUAGCAGCAGUGUUGAUUCUGAACUUAGAUACUGCAGAUGCCUUUAUUGCAUUUUCUAAUCUUUUGAAUAAGCCUUGUCAAAUGGCUUUUUUUCGAGUGGACCAUGGCCUUAUGUUGACAUACUUUGCAGCAUUUGAGGUAUUCUUUGAAGAAAAUCUGCCAAAAUUAUUUGCCCAUUUCAAGAAACAUAACCUAACUCCAGACAUCUAUCUAAUUGACUGGAUUUUUACGUUGUAUAGUAAAUCUUUGCCACUUGAUCUGGCAUGUCGAAUAUGGGACGUGUUCUGUCGUGAUGGUGAAGAGUUUCUGUUCCGUACUGCCCUGGGAAUACUCAAACUAUUUGAAGAUAUUUUGACCAAAAUGGAUUUUAUUCACAUAGCCCAGUUCCUCACUAAGUUACCAGAAGAUUUGCCUUCAGAAGAGUUCUUUUCAUCUAUUGCUGCAAUUCAGAUGCAAAGUAGAAACAAAAAGUGGGCUCAGGUACUGCUCGCAUUGCAGAAAGACAACCGGGACAUGGAAAGGGGAAGCCCUUCCCUAAGACACUGA